GCAGUAAUGUCGCUUCCCCACCUACGGCUACGUAGCCUACUGUCUACCGACCACAACUGAGUGCACACAGACAGACACUCACCCGCCCACCCACUCAGACUCACCCAUUUAGGCAGCUCGGUCUCUGGCCGCUGAAGCAGCACCACACCAACACGCGGACCGGCAAAAGGCCGCCGCCGCCAACACAAAGCUCUAAAACGCAGCCAGUGUGUCCCCUCCCCUGCCCUCCCCCAAUGUCCCCCCCUCUAGUGGCUACAUGGCUAUGUGGCUGGUGCAGUCAUCUUGUUGCCCAUGUCGUAUGCCAUCCUCCUCCCCAGCUGUGUGAGCUGGACGCCCUCGUUGCAGAAGUGGCAGGCGAAGAGCAGCCAGUUGCGGGGCUGCACCAUGUAGGCGAACCGCAUGAACAGCAUCGAGUACACGCACAGCACACCCGUCAUACGAGCGCCUGCAAGAAGGUCAGUCAGUCAUCACACCACAGGGCGCACGCAGGUGACAGCGGGGGAGGCGGAAACUGGUGUGUGUGUGUCUGCUUACUGAUCACUUCUGGCGAUUUGGUCAUGUCAUUGAGCCCCUGCGUCAACACACAGAGAGGUGACAAUGCAGAGAUCUGUCGGCCCUCGGCACAGCCCGUACCGCGAUAACAAAUCCCCAGUUGGCGAUGGGACCCCAAAAAUGUGUGGUCAUGCCUGACACACACGGGCAUCCAUCAGAUCUCAUCAAGAUCCCUCCCCGCGAGCGGUUCUGUUUCGCCGUCCUCACUUACCAUAUGUUUUGAAGUAUUGUAUGAAGUUGUUGAGCUGCGUCUUCACCGCGUUGCUGCCCGACAUGCUCGGAGGAAAGAAGGCUCUGCC
Molecule: messenger RNA, 851 nt
Organism: Vitrella brassicaformis
Lineage: Eukaryota; Vitrellaceae
Source: the annotation of a GenBank genome assembly